This is a messenger RNA of Gossypium raimondii (Peruvian cotton), 525 nucleotides long. Its product is annotated as membrane protein PM19L. The transcript has 3 exons. The record is from RefSeq and is a predicted model, not a curated record. The coding region runs from base 1 to 525 and encodes 174 amino acids. NCBI's taxonomy places the organism in Eukaryota, Viridiplantae, Streptophyta, Magnoliopsida, Malvales, Malvaceae.
AUGGCUACAGUUGGAAGGAAUAUAGCAGCUCCAUUGCUGUUUCUCAACUUGAUCAUGUAUUUCAUUGUGCUCGGAUUCGCUAGCUGGUGUUUUAAUAGGUUUAUCGAUGGCCAAACUGCUCACCCAAGUAUGGGUGGAAAUGGAGCCACCGGUUUCUUCUUGACAAUCUCAAUCUUGGCUGCUGUAGCCGGCAUAGUUUCAAAGUUAGCAGGAGGGGGUCAUAUUAGGUCCUGGAGAAGUGAUAGUUUGGCUGAAGCUGGUUCAUCUUCGUUAAUAGCUUGGGCCUUGACUGCAUUAGCCUUUGGGUUUGCUUGCAAGCAUAUAAAUAUAGGAGGGCGGAGAGGGUGGAGAUUGAGAGUAAUUGAAGCUCUCAUAAUAAUUCUCACAUUAACCGAACUCUUGUACGUUUGUUUGAUCCAUGCUGGUCUAUUUGGCAGUAGGUAUGGACCAGGGUAUCGAGACACCGAAUAUGAGGGCCAGCCGGUGCCUAAGGGCGGCCCUGCUGUAACAGGGUCUAGGGUUUGA